AUGAAAGACCCAAUGGCUAGUUCCACUAUCGAUCAUAAUAAUAGCCAAUUAAAUAUAUUAUCAGCGAAUGCAAGAAAACGUAUCUUGUUUAGUAGCGAAUUAUUGAACUCAUUUGUCAAUCAACAUUAUUACGAUUUUCUUAUUACAUCUGAAUAUCAUGAUGAUGCAGCAACAGCUGCUAAAAAUGACCAUUUGUGCAUGACAAAAAGAUGUGUAAAAGGACAAGGUGGAGUAUUAGUUUACUUUAAAAAAUCAUUGAGCAUAACGAGAGCAUUUGAAUGUGAAACAGAUCAAAACGAUAUAAUAGUUUUGUUUGCCCAAACAAAACCGAAAAUAACUUGUUUUAUUGCUGUCUAUAGUCGUCCCGGUUGCCAAAAUAAUUACAACAGAUAUUUAGAAGAACAACAACGGUUUACAACUGAUAUUGAAACAGCAAAACAAGGUUAUUGGUCUAAAAUUAGUAAAUCAAUGAAACUACGAACGAUACAGAAAAAAAUGUCGAGAAAACCUCAACAACCAAUCCCUUAUUUAAUUGAUAAAAAUAAUAAAAAGCUUGUGGAAAAACAUGAGAUAGUUCAGGAAUUUAUAGAUAAAUUUUGCUUCGAUAAUUCUCUUAUUGAUAACACGGAUAACAACAGUGGCCGAGAUUUAAAUACCAAUGUAAAAAUAGAUAAAUUUAUCGCUAGUGUAGAAAUGAAUAAUAUUCUAAAACAAAUGUCACCUAAAAAAGCGGCUGAUUUCUUAGGAAUACAAAUAAUAAUGAUACAACAAGCGGGUGAUUUAUUUCAUUCUAUCCUCUUGAAAGUCUUCAAUGCCCGUAGUAACAACAGCGUAUUAUCCACAGACAUGGAGAGUUAUAAAGAUGUUAGCAUUCGAAAAGAAAAGACGAAAUUUUUCAUACAAAAAAUCAUAAGCCACAAAUUAAUUGCAGAAUGUGAGAAUUUGAACAUUUUGCAUGACAAUCAGUUUGAAUUUAGAAAAGGAUUAGGCACAGAGGAUGCUCAGCUGUUUUUGGCUCAUCAAAUAGCAAAAGGCAUUGACAAACACCAAGUUAUAUCAGCAGCAUUCCUCGAUGUUAGCAAAGCAUUUAAUAGUAUCGAUCCAAAUCCGUUAUUGACUAAACUAAACGAUUCGAGUAUAUUGUUGACUCUCGUGAGUUUUAUUAGAUCAUUUUGUGAGCCACGACAAGCUUAUAUUUCUAUUGAAAAUGACAUUACAUCAAAAGUUAAACUAUCGAGUUACGGAAUUCCACAAGGAAGCUCAUUAUCGCCAGUAAUAUUUACAUUAGAUCAACUGUUAGAACUUCGUCGAAUAACACUAUACUAUUUGGUUAUGCUGAUGACCUGA
This is a messenger RNA of Didymodactylos carnosus, 1347 nucleotides long. The record is from the annotation of a GenBank genome assembly. NCBI's taxonomy places the organism in Eukaryota, Metazoa, Rotifera, Eurotatoria, Philodinida, Philodinidae.